Bufo bufo (common toad) is the source of this 780-nucleotide messenger RNA. RefSeq names its product solute carrier family 22 member 6-B-like. The transcript has 3 exons. The coding region runs from base 349 to 780 and encodes 143 amino acids. The record is from RefSeq and is a predicted model, not a curated record. NCBI's taxonomy places the organism in Eukaryota, Metazoa, Chordata, Amphibia, Anura, Bufonidae.
UAACAAAAAUUAACUCUAUUUUCACACAGCUUUAAUCCAAUUCUUGAGAGCUGGAUGGGAGAAAUAAAUUCAUACAUUUUCUUUACUUUUCUUAUAUGCUGCUGUGUUAUAUAACCCAAUUUUUUGUGGAACGGAACCACAUUCCCUUUCAGCGCUAAGCACUGAAUAUUUUUUCAAUGCUCACUUUACCAUUGUACUUGUAGUGGUUUAUUGAAAUUAAUGUGAAACUAUGAAUUGUCCUUCUAGUUUUUUGCUCAGACCGCUCAUGCCUUCCAUGCUUAAAGGACAGUUGUAAAGUAAUAUUUGAUCAGUUACUCCAUUUCUUCCUCUUAGACAAUUAAAUAUGACAUGCAAAGGGAAAUAAAUGCUUCUCGAGCAAGUAGUUAUUCUCUGUUGGAUCUGAUAAGAACGCCUGUGGUGCGUUGGAUAUCUUUUUGUAUAUGUUGUACUUGGUUCUCCACCAGCUUUGCCUAUUAUGGUCUAGCAAUGGACCUUCAGAAAUUUGGACUAAGCAUCUAUAUUGUUCAGAUUAUCUUUGGAACAGUUGAUAUCCCAGCCAAGUUUUUCUCCUAUUUUGUGAUGACACACAUGGGACGUCGUGUUCUACAAGCUGCUAGUUUGAUUUUAGCGGGGAUUGCAAUUUUAGUGAAUGUCUUUGUUCCUGAAGAGUUUCAGACAGUGAGAACCUCAAUGGCUGUUUUUGGGAAAGGAUGUCUAGCAGCAUCUUUUACCUGUCUGUUUCUAUACACUGGUGAACUGUACCCAACUGUUAUCAGGUGA